AUGGCGACCUGGGGGGCUGCGGAGCAGGUCUUGGCCAAAGCGAAUAGCCUAUCUGCCGCGGCUUUGCCAAAGGGCGCCGGGGGACUGGGAGAGCUGCAAAGCAAGCUGCAGCAGGCGGAAGCACAAGAUGCCGCCGAGGAUCGUGCUGCAGCGUUCAUCGCCUUAGCACGGGUCUCUGUGGAGGUCGAGGACCUCGCAGAUGCGGAGCAGUACGCCCUCUCAGCUUUGCUGAUCUUCAAAGAGUUGGGUCUUGGGGCGAUGUUAAGGACCAAGAACUUCCAAGGGAAGUCCGAUGUCAUGAAGCUCACUCCGGAGGAGUCUGCCUCACGGGAUGCUGCCUUGCGCCCACUGCGUGAGAAGCUGCUCACCUUCCGAGAGAUUGGAGUGGCUGAGGGUGAGGCAGCGCUACUCUUGAAGGCCGCUGCUUCCCAGUUGGAGCUGGGGAAAGUAGAGAUGGCCAUGGUGCUGGUGAAGGAAGCGGAUCGCGUGGUCGCGCGGGAAGGGAAGAAGGAACUGCAGGAGAAGGUCGUCGGGCCAUCGAGCCUGAUCUUGGCCAAGUUGAGUCUCACGAAGAAGGCGCCCCAGGCAGCAGUGCAAAGCGCGCUCAAGGCCCAGAAGGCCUUCGAAGGCCAAGGCCAAGCGGCCAAGGCUGCGCAGGCACAGACCCUCACUGCCGAGGCGUAUUGCCUCCAACAAGCUUGGGCGAAGGCAACAGAGGCAGCACAGAAAGCUGUGGCCAGUUUAAAGUCUGCAGGUGACAAGACAGGAGAGGCGAUGGCUUUGCUUGCGCUUGCGAGAGCACAACAAGGCCAGGGCGAUUCGGCUCUGGCGCUGCAAUCGGCGAGGGCUUCGUUGCUCUUGGCGCACCACGCGGAGCUCAAGAGCUGCGCGCUGCGCGCGCGACAGCUCUGCGGAGAGUUGAGGCCUAAAGCCACGGUCAAGGAGGACCCAGUGCCUCCCUUGGGUGUCGUGCGGCCUUUGGACCACUGCGUCCCGGGCGUCUCGGGACCAUCGACUUUGCCCAGCGCCCCCUUCCUGGGCGCGCAGCGCAUGGUCGGCACACAGGAGACCAAGCGGCUUUCUGGUUUAAUUUGUGUGGUCACUGGAGCCAGUCGUGGCAUCGGGAAGGGCAUCGCCCACAGCUUGGCUGAGGCUGGUGGCAUCGUCUAUGUGACGGGGCGAUCUUCACCUGGGAAGGAGACGGACAUCAUUUUGAUGGGCACCGUGGAUGAGACCGCCUCCACCUUCGGCAAGCUGGGCGGCACGGGUGUCGCGGUCCAUGUCGACCACGCCCAGGAUGAGCAGAAUAUGGCCAUGGUGAAGAUGAUCGCGGAAACUCAUGGCCGGCUGGACAUUUGCGUCAAUAGCGCCUUCUAUAUUCCGAAACCCGAUAUGAUUUUCUUCUCCACACCCAUCUGGAAUCAGCCAAUGCGCUUCCUCAAUGAGCAGACCAGUGUGGGUGGUCUCAACCACAUAGGCCUCACGGUGGGCAUGCUGCCCUAUUUGCGGCGCGGCCGUGGAGUAGUGAUCAACGUCUCCUCUUGGGGGUCACAGAUGAAUAUUCCGGUCUUCCCCAUGUCUUAUUACUGCAACAAGGCCACCUUCGACCGCUCCAUGGCGGCCCUGUCCGAGCGAGUGCGGAACUACGGCGUCUAUGUGCUCACUCUUUGGCCCGGCUCGGUGAAGUCGGAGCGGAGCAUCAUGGGCGCGAAGCGCUCGGCCGCGCGGCUCAUCGACUUGGAGACGGUGCGCUUCACAGGCAACGCGAUCGUCCAAUUGGGCUCCUUGAGCCCGGACAUCCUACGGGUUUACAGCUCGAAGCGCCGCGUGUUGUCCUCCGCGGACGUCUUGGGAUGGGAAGUGGACGGUUACUUCCAUCAAGGCGAUCUCCAUACCUUCAGUACCGGUGGCCGCAGCGCCGGCUGA
Durusdinium trenchii is the source of this 1926-nucleotide messenger RNA. Lineage: Eukaryota; Dinophyceae; Suessiales; Symbiodiniaceae. The record is from the annotation of a GenBank genome assembly.